Messenger RNA from Notothenia coriiceps (black rockcod), 795 nucleotides. RefSeq lists its product as uncharacterized. The record is from RefSeq and is a predicted model, not a curated record. NCBI's taxonomy places the organism in Eukaryota, Metazoa, Chordata, Actinopteri, Perciformes, Nototheniidae. Bases 1 to 795 code for a protein of 264 amino acids. The transcript has 6 exons.
AUGCCAAGACUUAAAUCGUACCGUCGAUCUCAGGCUGCUAAGAAGAAUUGGGCCGUACAAAAGGCCCAACCAGCUGCCAGUUCAACAUGCUACGGUACAGGUUACCGUCAUGAAGCGCGGACAUGGCCGACAUCCUCCUUGACUGAUCAUCCCCACCAGUUGGUCAUUCCUGACAGAUAUCCAGGGGAAAAGUUUGUGCUGCUGGUUGGAGACUCUCAUCUCAGAUCCGUCGUGGAUGGAUUUGUGGAGAUGCCUCGGGGGGGACUUUCCUUCGGACUCAUGGCGACACCAGGGGGGGGCGCACAGGUUCUGAAGAGCGAGUUUGAGGGAGCUGUUCUGCCUUCGACCCCCGAUGCAGUCUGUGUUCUGGCCCCCGGCAUUAACUUGGGAAAGAGCCGGACCCCCGGAGCGGCUGGUGCCGAUUUUGUCUCUCUCCUGACCAGAGUCCUGCUCAGCUGCCCCAACGUGCUUGUCGUGGACUUCCCUCCACGUCUGGACAUUGCAGCAGAAGACCAGAAUGCCUUGCGGCAGGAGUUUCGCCUUGUAGCUGCCAGGAUGGGUCUGCAAUACUUUUCCAUUCAUAAUCACUUUCCUUCAAACUGCCAUGACCUGUGGGCCAAAGAUGGGAUUCAUUUGAGUGACGAUGCGGGGAUGCCCCUCCUGCUUCAGCUGAUCUGGACUGCCACCUCUCUGCACCUGGGGUCACCACCGCCCCCCCAGGGACCUGCUCCGGGGCCCGAUGUGAAGGCAGAGCCUGAACGACAGAGCUGGCAGGUAAUGGCCUUCACACUGUAG